Messenger RNA from Caenorhabditis remanei, 5838 nucleotides. RefSeq lists its product as uncharacterized. Gene Ontology annotation, molecular function: calcium channel activity; protein binding. The coding region runs from base 1 to 5838 and encodes 1945 amino acids. NCBI's taxonomy places the organism in Eukaryota, Metazoa, Nematoda, Chromadorea, Rhabditida, Rhabditidae. The record is from RefSeq and is a predicted model, not a curated record. The transcript has 25 exons. Gene Ontology annotation, cellular component: glycosylphosphatidylinositol-N-acetylglucosaminyltransferase (GPI-GnT) complex; membrane. Gene Ontology annotation, biological process: calcium ion transmembrane transport; GPI anchor biosynthetic process.
AUGGAUUCGCCACGUGGCGGAAUUCUUGGAAGAGCAUUACGAGAGGCAUCUACAAAAAGAGAUAGACGACAAUCAGAAGAUGUUGAUAUUGAUACAAUACCAGUUCCAGUUAGGCAUCUGGGAUCAAGGAGACAGCCAAUACAAAUGCUUCCACACUCGCAACCUGGUCCAUCACAUGUCUCAAUUGUCAAUAUACCCGGUGGUCCAACAACAACUUCAACUACACAUCAAACAGAACAUUCAUCACAUAGAACUGAAUCAGGAAGGUUUAUAAGACGGCGUCGGCAAUCCAGAGAAAUCACAACCACUUCCACUCGACCCCAUGCUCCUCCAUCGGGUACACAUCGACCUUAUGAUCCAUCUGCAUCUCGGGAGAGUUCUGGAUCUACCGUAGCUGGUUGGGAACAUAGACCGAAAUCAGCUGACGACGAUCGACAUGAAUUCUUAAGACAAAGAAGAAGUGGUGGAGGGGGAGGAAUUCUGGCACGUGGAUUACGGGAAAUGAAUAAAAUGGUGGAAGAAUUGGAACAAGCGAGUGAGGAGCCACAGACAAGGCAGGGAAUUCUGGGAACGGCAUUGGAAGAUAUGAAAGGAGUGACGUAUCAAAAGAUAUACAGAAGGAGAGAAGAGACACCAAAGCGUUCUCGAUCAUUCGAUGAUAAUGAAAUGUCGAACAGAGUGGGAAUGAUUGAGCAACUUUUGAGAGACAAGGAUCCGUUAGAAUUGAAGCAAUUGGGUCUUACGGAGCUUCUGAAUACUGACGGAGCUGAUCCCAACACUCCUGGUCGCCCGAUUCCGACACUACGUCGUUCGUCAACUCAUCUCCAAAUAGGAAAGAACUCUCGUGUCAUAUUUGUUCCCAAACAACCAAGUCGUGACAGUGUGACCCCACCUCAUGGAGCAACUCUUGGGAAACCGCCUUUUCGAGAAAGUAUCACUUCCCAUGCAUCGUCUCAUGAAGAGAUGUCAACUGAAGAUUUGGCAAUGGCCGAUCCACAAACAAAAAUACUUUAUUUUGCAAAAAGAGACGAGUGGGUUAAUGUGGAAAUUGAGAUGGAAACAAUCAAGAGAAGUGAUUUCAGUAUGGCUGAUAAUCACGGAUUCACUGCUUUCCUUCUUGCCGUUAAAGCCGGAAAAGAUCAGAUCGUUGAUAAAAUGAUUCGAAAGGGAGCUCGAGUUGAUUACAUAACAAAAGACGGACGAAAUGCUACACAUAUCGCUGCGAUGUAUUCUAGUGUGGAAACUCUUGAACUCAUUUUGAAAAGAUAUUCUGAGCUACUCAGAAAAGGGGCCGGACCCAAGAAGCAGUUGGCAAUCCACGUGGCGUGUGAAAGAAAAUCGAAAAAAGCGUUCCCGAUAGUCAAAAGAAUUCUGGAAGAUACGGAUCAACGGAUGGCUGAAGAUGGAGAAGGAUCACUUCCAAUUCAUUUGGCAUUCAAAUUUGGAAAUGUGAAUAUCGUUGAAUUGUUACUGUCAGGACCGACGGAUGAGCAGACAAAGAAAGCAGAUGGAAACGGAGACACUUUACUUCAUUUAGCAGCUAGAAGUGGAAGUAUUGAAGCAGUUCGGACGGCCAUUGCAGCUGGAUGUGACAAUGCGAAUAUUCAGAAUUUAGUUGGAAGAACACCUCUUCAUGAGGUAGCUGAAGUUGGUGACCAAGGAAUGCUGAAAAUAAUGUUCAAGCUUCGAGCAGAUGCGAAUAUUCAUGACAAGGAAGACAAAACUCCUGUUCACGUGGCAGCUGAGAGAGGAGAUACCCAGAUGGUAGAGUCUCUAAUAGAUAAAUUCGGAGGAUCGAUCAGGGCCAGAACUAGAGAUGGAUCAACUUUACUUCAUAUUGCUGCAUGUUCAGGGCAUACAAGUACUGCGCUGGCAUUUUUGAAAAGAGGUGUCCCCCUUAUGAUGCCCAACAAGAAAGGAGCAUUGGGACUUCACUCGGCAGCUGCUGCUGGUUUCAACGACGUCGUCAAGAUGUUGAUACUCCGAGGAACAAAUGUAGACGUCAGAACACGGGAUAACUACACAGCACUCCACGUGGCAGUACAGUCUGGAAAGGCAUCUGUUGUAGAGACAUUACUUGGAAAUGGGGCAGACAUCCAUGUGAAAGGAGGAGAGUUGGGUCAGACUGCAUUGCAUAUUGCGGCUAGUUUAAAUGGACCAGAGAGUAGAGAUUGUGCGAUGAUGUUGCUGAAAAGUGGAGGACAGCCAGAUGUUGCACAAGUUGAUGGAGAGACUUGUUUGCAUAUUGCAGCGAGAAAUGGAAAUAAAGAGAUAAUGAGACUCCUUCUCAACGAGAAUGCCGACUCCCAAAUAUGUUCAAAAAUUGGUGAAACUCCUCUUCAAGUAGCUGCCAAGUCGUGCAAUUUUGAAGCGGCUUCCAUGAUUCUAAAGCAUUUGUCCGAGAUUUUGACACCAGAACAGUUGAAAGAACAUGUCAAUCACAGAACUUCUGAUGGAUUCACUGCUCUCCACUACGCCGCUGAAAUCGAACAUCGUCAAUUACAUUUCCCGGGUGAAGAUGCAAAACUAGUGAAUCUUUUGAUUGAUUACGGUGGAAUGGUUGAAAUGCCUUCACUGAAUGCAAAUGAAACUGCAAUGCAUAUGGCUGCAAGAUCUGGAAACCAGGCUGUUCUUCUGGCAAUGGUCAACAAAAUUGGAGCAGGAGCGGUGCAGAUUGUGCAGAAUAAACAGAGUAAAAACGGAUGGUCCCCACUUUUGGAAGCAUGUGCGAGAGGUCAUCUUGGAGUUGCUAAUAUUCUGUUGAAACACCAUGCUCGUAUUGACGUGUUUGACGAAAUGGGUCGUACUGCCCUCCAUCUUGCUGCAUUCAAUGGUCAUCUGUCGAUAGUCCAUCUUCUUUUACAACACAAGGCAUUCGUUAACAGUAAAUCGAAAACUGGAGAGGCUCCAUUACACUUGGCAGCACAAAAUGGGCAUGUUAAAGUGGUUAAUGUGUUGGUACAAGAUCAUGGAGCAUCAUUAGAAGCUAUCACUUUGGAUAAUCAGACUGCUCUCCAUUUCGCGGCGAAAUUCGGACAGCUAGCCGUUUCUCAAACUCUUCUUGCUCUCGGAGCCAAUCCGAAUGCUCGAGAUGACAAGGGACAGACUCCGCUCCAUUUGGCUGCUGAAAAUGAUUUCCCAGAUGUUGUCAAGUUGUUCUUAAAAAUGAGAAAUAACAAUAGGAGUGUGCUGACAGCAAUUGAUCAUAAUGGAUUCACUUGUGCACAUAUUGCAGCAAUGAAGGGAAGUUUGGCAGUAGUCAGAGAAUUGAUGAUGAUCGAUAAACCGAUGGUUAUUCAAGCAAAAACGAAAACCCUGGAAGCUACAACUCUUCAUAUGGCAGCUGCUGGAGGACAUGCGAAUAUUGUGAAAAUUCUUUUGGAAAACGGAGCAAAUGCAGAAGAUGAGAAUUCGCACGGAAUGACUGCUCUUCAUCUUGGCGCGAAAAAUGGAUUCAUUUCAAUUCUGGAGGCAUUUGACAAAAUUUUAUGGAAAAGAUGCUCCAGAAAGACUGGACUCAACGCCCUACACAUCGCUGCUUUCUAUGGAAACUCAGAUUUUGUGAAUGAGAUGUUGAAGCAUGUUCAAGCAACUGUCAGAUCAGAACCCCCUAUUUACAAUCAUCACGUCAAUAAAGAGUUCUCUACGGAAUACGGUUUUACUCCACUCCAUUUGGCAGCUCAAAGUGGACACGACAGUUUAGUUCGAAUGUUGUUGAAUCAGGGUGUACAGGUGGAUGCAACCAGUACUACUAUGAACGUUAUCCCUCUCCACCUGGCUGCUCAACAAGGACACAUUGCCGUAGUGGGAAUGCUCCUAUCCAGAUCAACUCAACAACAACAUGCAAAAGAUUGGAGAGGAAGAACUCCACUUCAUUUGGCAGCACAGAAUGGACACUACGAAAUGGUUUCUCUGUUGAUUGCUCAGGGAUCUAAUAUCAAUGUUAUGGAUCAGAACGGAUGGACUGGACUUCAUUUCGCUACCCGUGCUGGUCACCUGAGUGUAGUCAAACUCUUCAUCGAUUCGUCAGCAGAUCCUCUAGCAGAAACAAAAGAAGGAAAAGUUCCACUCUGCUUCGCUGCUGCCCACAAUCAUAUCGAAUGUCUGAGAUUCCUUUUGAAACAAAAACAUGAUACUCAUCAAUUAAUGGAGGAUCGAAAGUUUAUAUUCGAUCUGAUGGUUUGUGGAAAAACGAAUGAUAAUGAACCACUCCAAGAAUUCAUUCUCCAAUCACCUGCUCCUAUUGAGACUGCUGUCAAAUUGUCUGCAUUGUAUCGAGAUAUGUCAGAGAAAGAGAAAGAACGAGCGAAAGAUCUGUUGAAUGUGGCAGUAUUCAGUGAGAAUAUGGCUGUCGAGUUGUUGGGUAUUACUGCUACGGAAUACAAUGCUGCACUUCUUCUGAAAGCAAAGGAUAAUCGAGGGAGACCUUUGUUAGAUGUUCUGAUUGAAAAUGAGCAGAAAGAAGUUGUAUCAUACGCGUCUGUCCAACGUUAUCUAACAGAAGUUUGGACUGCCCGUGUCGAUUGGUCAUUCGGAAAAUUCGUGGCUUUCUCUCUAUUCGUAUUGAUUUGUCCACCAGCCUGGUUCUAUUUUUCUCUUCCAUUGGAUAGUAGAAUCGGCCGAGCUCCGAUCAUUAAAUUCGUCUGUCACAUUGUGUCUCAUGUCUAUUUCACCAUUCUUCUCACAAUCGUAGUGCUCAAUAUCACUCAUAAAAUAUAUGAAGUAACUUCUGUGGUCCCAAACCCUGUGGAAUGGCUUCUUUUGCUAUGGUUAUCUGGAAAUUUGGUGUCAGAAUUGUCGACAGUCGGUGGAGGAUCUGGAUUAGGAAUUGUUAAGGUGUUAAUCCUUGUAUUAUCUGCAAUGGCAAUAGCUGUUCAUGUUCUCGCAUUCCUUCUUCCGGCAGUCUUUCUCACUCAUUUGGAUAACGACGAAAAACUUCAUUUCGCUCGAACAAUGUUGUACUUGAAGAAUCAAUUAUUCGCGUUUGCUCUCCUUUUUGCAUUUGUUGAAUAUCUCGAUUUUCUGACAGUGCAUCAUUUGUUUGGACCAUGGGCAAUCAUCAUUCGAGAUCUCAUGUACGAUUUGGCUCGUUUCCUGGUGAUUCUUCUGUUGUUCGUUGCUGGAUUCACAUUGCACGUCACAAGUAUUUUCCAGCCAGCCUAUCAACCAGUCGAUGAAGACAGUGCCGAGUUGAUGCGUCUCGCCAGUCCAGAACAAACUCUUGAAAUGCUCUUUUUCUCACUAUUCGGACUUGUGGAACCUGACAGUAUGCCACCGCUUCAUUUAGUUCCAGACUUUGCGAAAAUUAUACUGAAACUACUAUUUGGAAUAUACAUGAUGGUCACGUUGAUUGUUUUGAUCAAUCUGCUGAUUGCUAUGAUGUCCGAUACGUACCAAAGAAUUCAAGCACAAUCAGAUAAAGAAUGGAAAUUCGGAAGAGCAAUACUGAUUAGACAAAUGAAUAAAAGAAGUGCGACACCAUCGCCAAUCAAUAUGCUGACAAAGUUUUUGAUUGUGGUUCGAGUUGCUUGGAAGAACCGAUUACGAUGCAUGACUCGAAAAGCUCAAGAUGAUCUCCGAUUUGAAGAGAACAUUGAUGCAUUCUCAAUGGGCGGAGGACAACAAGGACGUGCAAGUCCGACUAUGAGACCAGAUGAAGGAGGAGAAAUGGGCGGUCAACGUGCGGAACUCGGUCGUUCAGCCGAUUGGAAUAUAGAGACAGUAAUCGAUUGGAGGAAGAUUGUAUCAAUGUAUUAUCAGGCAAAUGGAAAGUUAGAUGACGGUCGAAACAAAGAAGAUCAUGAUGCGGCGCAUGCAAUACCAUCUAACUUCAACUAG